AUGCCGCCGCCCCAAGCCGCGACCCCUCUUGCCAUCCUCUCCCGCUUCCUCCCGUCGCCGUCUCCCUCGCCGGUGCCCGAGCUACUUCGCGUCCACGCGCUCGCCGUCACCUCGGGCCUCUACCAACGCCCCGACCUCGCCGCAAAGCUCGUCUCCGCCUACUCGGCUUCUCCUCGUCCCGACGCAUUCCUCUGGAACUCCCUAAUCCGCACCCACCACUGCGUCUCCGACUUCGUGGCCGCGCUCGCCGCCCACCGCCGCAUGCUCGCCUCUGGCGCGCGUCCUUCCCCCUUCACCGCGCCGCUCGCCGCCUCCGCCGCCGCCGAGCUCGGCGCGCUCGGCGUCGGCGCCUCCGUGCACGCGUACUGCGUCAGGUACGGCCUCCUCGUAGGCGAUGGCGGUUCCGUCGCCGUCGCAUCUUCUCUGGUGUACAUGUACGCUAGGUGUGUCGUCGUCGGAGACGCCGUGAAGGUGUUCGAGGAAAUGCCCGAGAGGGAUGUGGUCGCGUGGACCGCGGUGGUAUCAGGGUGUGUGCGGAACGGGGAGAGUGGGGAUGGGUUGCGCUACCUGGUAGAGAUGGUCAGGCUUGCAGGUGAUGGCGAGGCGAGGCCAAACUCACGGACGAUGGAGAGUGGCUUGGUGGCGUGCGGGGUGCUAGAUGAGCUGAACUCUGGUAGAUGCUUGCACGGGUAUGUAGUGAAGGUCGGGGUUGGCGAUUCCCCCUUGGUAAUUUCUGCCCUCUUCUCUAUGUACUCGAAGUGUCAAAGCACUGAGGGUGCAUGCACUUUAUUCCCAGAGUUGCCAGAGAAAGACGUGGUUUCCUGGACAAGAUUGAUUGGAAUAUACUGCGGGAGAGGGCUUAUUAGGGAGGCUAUGGAGUUGUUCCAGGAGAUGAGGGAGUCAGGACUGCAGCCAGAUGAGGUUCUCGUUAGUUGUCUGCUCUCUGGGUUGGGUAACAGUGACAAUGUACUCGGAGGGAAGGCAUUUCAUGCGGUUAUAACGAAGAGAAACUUUGGAGAUAGUGUUUUGGUUGGAAAUGCUUUGAUAUCAAUGUAUGGAAAAUUUGAAUUGGUGGACAAUGCAGGCAGAGUUUUUAGAUUGUUGCGUCAACAAGAUGCGGACUCAUGGAACUUGAUGAUUGUAGCAUAUUGCAAAGCUGGAUGUGAUGUCAAAUGCUUGGAGCUGUAUCGUGAGAUGCAGUUCAGAGAUAAGUAUGAAUUCCUGUGUGGUACCAACAGCUUGGUUUCUGCAAUCUCUUCUUGGUCACAGCUAGCGGAACUAAGACUAGGUCGAUCAGCACACUGUUAUUCAAUCAAGCACUUGCUUGAUGAGGAUUCAUCAGUUGCAAAUGCUUUAAUUGGCAUGUAUGGGAGGUGCGGAAAGUUUGAUCAUGCAUGCAAAAUAUUUGGCCUGGCCAAACUGAAGGGGGAUGUUGUCACAUGGAAUACACUGAUAUCUUGCUAUGCUCAUCUGGGACAUUCAAAUGCUGCGGUGUCACUGUAUGAUCAAAUGCUCACUGAAGGCUUGACACCCAACUCAACAACCUUGAUCACUGUCAUUUCAGCUUGUGCAAACUUGGUUGCAUUGGAACGUGGAGAGAAGAUACAUUCUUACGUUAAAGAAAUGGGGUGGGACUACGAUGUAUCAAUCAACACAGCACUUAUGAACAUGUAUGCUAAAUGUGGGCAGCUUGGAAUUGCAAGAAGGAUUUUUGAUUCUAUGCUUCAACAUGAUGUUGUUGCAUGGAAUGUUAUGAUAUCAGGGUACGGGAUGCAUGGGGAAGCAAAACAAGCAUUAGAAUUAUUUGGUAAGAUGGAAGGAGGAAGUAUUAAGCCUAAUGGUGUCACCUUUCUUGCUAUUCUAUCUGCUUGCUGCCAUUCAGGGCUUCUUGAGGAGGGCAGGAAGCUGUUCACAAGAAUGGGAAAAUACUCACUUGAGCCUAACCUGAAGCAUUACGCCUGCAUGGUGGAUCUCCUUGGGAAAUCUGGGCAUCUCCAAGAAGCAGAAGAUAUGGUUUUAGCCAUGCCAGUAGAACCUGAUGGCGGGAUUUGGGGAACUUUGCUUAGUGCCUGCAAAUUGCAUGACAACUUUGAGAUGGGUUUAAGGAUUGCAAAAAAGGCAUUUGCUUCUGACCCAGAAAAUGAGGGACAUUACAUUUUAAUAUCUAAUUCUUAUGGCAGUGCUAAAAAAUGGGAUGAGAUAGAGAAACUAAGAGAAACGAUGAAGAAUCAUGGAGUUCAAAAAGGUGUAGGUUGGAGUGCAGUUGAUUAUUGUGGGUGA
Molecule: messenger RNA, 2280 nt
Organism: Miscanthus lutarioriparius
Lineage: Eukaryota; Viridiplantae; Streptophyta; Magnoliopsida; Poales; Poaceae
Source: the annotation of a GenBank genome assembly